CCCAACCUGACAUUUAUAUAAGACCAAGCAAUUGAAAUAUGCCCAAAAAGAUAGCUGACCCGUUUACGAGUUUAUUCUCCAUCCUAUCAUGGCACCCCCCGUCGUAGUCGCCUCUCCUCGCCAUGCAGCAAGCUCCAUCGUCGGCAGCGAUACCAAUAAGACGUCCUCAAGCUACGACCAUCUUACAAUAACAUCUGCCGAUAUUGCUCUCGAGAAAGCCCUCCAUAACCUCGAUUCCCUCCAUGUGGACUACCGAACCAUUCCGCUCGAGGAUGCUUUCAACUGGAACGCCAUUGCAGCGUCCCUAGAUCCAGAUCUAUCUGGCAGAUGGUACUUGGUCGUCUUUAGAAGUAUUCGACACCCUGAUGCCGACCACGGUGCAUUGUAUGAAGCGGACCGGCUGGCACACGAGGAAGCAAGGCAAAGUGGUGGCAUUCUAAAGUAUUGGUAUGGGGAUCUGAAUCAUCGGCGAGAGUGCCUCGCCAUGUGUGUAUGGGCCAAUCGGGAGUUUGCCAAGAAAGCAACGCAUAAACCCAGCCAUAUCAAGGCUAUGACGUUGGCAGCGAGUAUGUACGAUACAUACAAGUUGGAUAGGUAUUGGUUGGUGAAGGAGAAGGGAUCGCGGGAAUUUCGAAUAGAACAAGUUGGGCACAAUGUGUAUGAAACGAGAUAAAUAUCGGCAGUUGCCUUUUAUUGUCUUUAACCGGUG
Messenger RNA from Spizellomyces punctatus DAOM BR117, 709 nucleotides. RefSeq lists its product as uncharacterized. The record is from RefSeq and is a predicted model, not a curated record. Lineage: Eukaryota; Fungi; Chytridiomycota; Chytridiomycetes; Spizellomycetales; Spizellomycetaceae. Bases 89 to 673 code for a protein of 194 amino acids. The transcript has a single exon.